GCGGGACCGUUUCAUACUGCUGUUUUUUUUUAUUGACUUGCUAGCAUGAGCUGCUGGGUUGGCGGCUUUACUUACAGUGUGGUGUCAUAUAUUCAUAGGUUACUAGAUCGCAAAGUAAGGCAAAUUUACAUUAGAUGACACCAUGUAGCCUUCAAUAGCAUGCAAUAAAAAUAAAUAAAAAAACUAUUCCGCAUGCUAGCAUGAAAGCUAACACUAUAGCUAGCUAGCACGGCCGGUUUAAUUUCAAGUGACAUGAAUGCAUUGCUAUAUUUUGAUCAAUCGUUUAGCUGCGAUUUAUUCCAGUAAUCUAGCUAGCUAUUACCCAAAGCAUGAUGACUUGCUGAUUUAGUUAGCCGUAGUUUUAGAUUCACUGUUAUUCUUACCUUUUGUCAUCUGUAACGGUUGAUAUAUCUUGCUAGCUAAUCUGUGCCAGGCUUAUGUCAUAUUGCAGUAAAACCUUCGACUGCGUUUACAUUGGAAGUCCACUUCAGAUGUUUUUUUGGUUUUUUUAAAGGUUUCCACAUUUUACCAAUCUGAUGUGAUUAAUCGAAAGACGGAUUACUGAAUUGGGCUGCCUGUGUAAAUGCAGCCCAUAGUGCCAUGCAACUUCACCGUGUUAUGUGCCCCUUUCAUCUUUUCAGCCUUAAAACUCUGCCAGCACUGUGAAAAAGCUGAUGUUCCAAAAUGCCUCAUAAACCCCUCAAGUUACACAAGAGUACCAAAUUCAAUGAACUGGGAGUUUACCAGUGGCUGGCCAGUCACUGGCCAGUCCAUGUGCCCAGGGGAAUCCGCCUGUACACAUUUGAACAGAUCCCGUUAUACAUGAAAGAAAACCCAUACAUUACAGAUGGAUACAGGGCCCGCUUACAAUCCAAACUCUGUCUAAAAAGUAUUUUCAUCCUGUCCAAUGAGACGGUCAACAUAUGGAGUCAUCUGCUGGGGUUUCUGCUCUUCUUCUUACUGGGGGUGAAUGACAUGUGUGCAGUGCUGCCAGCUUCAGGUGCCAACAGAGAAGACUAUGUCAUCUACUGCAUAGCGCUCUUCUGCUUUCAGGUGUGUAUGCUGUGCUCGGUGGGGUAUCACCUGUUCUCCUGCCACCUCUCAGAGAAGACAUGUCGUCACUGGUUGGCGCUGGACUACGCUGGAAUCUCUGUUGGAAUCCUUGGCUGUUACGUUCCAGGGGUCUUCUACGCCUUCUACUGCAUAGCUUUCUGGAGACAGGUGUACCUGGUGACUGUUCUAGCAUUGAUACUGGCCGUGUUCUUGGCUCAGAUCCACCCCCACUACCACUCUAGGGAGUGGCGUCACCAGCGAACCGCCAUCUUCUGCUCUGUGGCUUGUUACGGGGUCAUCCCAGCCAUCCACUGGGUCUGGCUGAAUGGAAGCUUCAGCUCAGCUGUUGUCCAGUUGUUCCUGCCUCGUGUGAUGGUGAUGUAUUUGAUAGCUGGAGCAGCGUUCCUCUUCUACAUCUCUAAGAUCCCAGAAUGCUACUUCCCAGGUCAGCUGAACUACGUAGGGGCCAGCCACCAGGUGUGGCAUGUCCUGGUAGUUUUUAUGCUUUACUGGUGGCACCAGACCUCUGUAUAUUUGAUGAACUUCAGGCACAGCCAGCCCUGCCCCCCUCUCUACACCAGCAGUGGCUAGAGCUUCAUAGACUGGUCCAGACACAAAUGAGCAGCAAUAGACUGUAUUGUAGCCCCUCAAAUCAGACUACAAGUGAACCUCAUAGUUAUAUGCUACAAGACCCAAAGCACCACAACCAGAACAACAACAACAACAACCUUACUGGCAGACCUUCCAUAUAUCCGUAGAACUAUUGAACAAGUAAACCAUCUCUCUAGUUUUCAAAGAUUGCUGCUAACAUCUUUCUGGUGAAACCUCCGUAAGACCUAGUUAUUACAAGAGGAAAAACUGGUCAGUCAGAGCCGGGUCCCAUAUCUGAGAAGUCCAAACUGACCAGGCUUGGUCAACCACUCAAACUCUCACACUGUACAAAUGACAAAUGCAGCUACAACUGAACAUGUUCUGUGAUAAUCUCAUAUUCCUGUAUUUGUUUUUUUUAACUUUAUUUAAUUUGUAUUUUUUGCAUGAAAGCUGUAUGAAUGUGACUUGCUGUGUAAAAAAGUACUUCUUGAAAUGGUGCCUUGGGCACGUUUGACCUUACAAGGGUUAUGUGCAAUAUGAAUCUAUACUGUAAAUUGAGAACAAAUGUACUGAUUAUUACUGUGACAUGUGGAUGUCCCACCUAGCUAUCUUGAGAUGAAUGCACUAACUGUUCUGAAUAUGAGCAUCUGCUAAAUGACGAAAAUGUAAAUGAACAAUAUAGACUGGUUCCAGACCUUUUAUCUCACUGUAUUCAUGAAUACAUUAGUGGUGUCACUUGGGAUUUUUUUAUUUGUGUUCAUUUCCUGUGGAACAAACUUAAUUGGGUAUUGUGAUGGGAUGAUUAUUUUAUGCAUUAGCGGUCAAAUGACUUACCAUCUACUUGAAUCCAAAGCCUGAUUCAGGAACACUUUAGAGGAAUGUAACAAACUACACCCAAUGAAAUAGAUUGGGAGAAAAAUGUCCCUUGCCUUAAUUUAUUUGUCUUUUAACUAUUUAUUUUUUCCCCCUUGUAGUCUCUUAAUAUAGUAAACAGGUUUUUGCACAACUGCAUAAGAACAUACUUUUGUGGUUCCACAUAACUUCUAACAGCCAGGAUUAUCAGUUGUAUUUCUGUAAUGUUUUACUGUUCGGUUUUACCCCAUAAUCGAAAGUCAAAAUCUGACAGGUCUCUGCAUAAUAAGCUGUACUGUAUUCCUCCUAGUGGAACUUUGAUUGAAGUCAUUAGACCUUUUCAGAUAAUGACGCUGAGAACAUAUCCCUGUCUUUAAAGGCGUAUUACUGUGAUAUUGAACGCCUCUUAUGACUGAAAACAACAAAGACAAUAGUUUGUUACAUGAGCUGUUUUUGCCUUAUUUCUGAACCAAUUUACCUUUUUUUUUUUUAAGUAUGCCUUAUGCAUUAUUCUUAUAUCUGGUUGCUAUAAUGUCUGACAUUUUGUUUGUUCAUUUAUUUUUGUGUAUUGUCUGCAUGGUUGAUGGACCUUUACUUUUGAAUGCUGGUACUUAUUAAAGGAGCAGAUUAUUUGAAUGCAUCUGUAAUAUGACAUGACUUUCUUGGAUUGCUAUCAAUAAUUGUCUGAAUAAAUAUUACUGUUA
Messenger RNA from Esox lucius (northern pike), 3200 nucleotides. Its product is annotated as progestin and adipoQ receptor family member 3. NCBI's taxonomy places the organism in Eukaryota, Metazoa, Chordata, Actinopteri, Esociformes, Esocidae. Gene Ontology annotation, cellular component: membrane. Bases 685 to 1644 code for a protein of 319 amino acids. Gene Ontology annotation, molecular function: signaling receptor activity. The record is from RefSeq and is a predicted model, not a curated record. The transcript has 6 exons.